Molecule: messenger RNA, 1368 nt
Organism: Brettanomyces bruxellensis
Lineage: Eukaryota; Fungi; Ascomycota; Pichiomycetes; Pichiales; Pichiaceae
Exons: 1
Coding region: 1-1368 (455 amino acids)
Biological process (GO): DNA damage response
Cellular component (GO): nucleus; cytoplasm
Molecular function (GO): phosphatase activity
Source: RefSeq, a predicted model, not a curated record
AUGUCAGCAACCACGAAAAUUCCGCCAACAUACCACAAUAAUGACCCUCAGUCUUUUGGCUUUAGCACAGCCAGAUCGAGAUGGCCAAACAUUUUGAAUAAGGUUAUUGGUGACACCAAGGCAGAGUACGAAGGCAGUACGAAUGAGAAAAAGAAGAUACAGGGUGAGAAGAUUGUGGAGCAGGUGAAGCAGCUCAUUGCGUCUAUAUUGGGCAACAAGAUCGUAGAACCAUUCAAGAAUACCAGCAUUCCUGGAUUAAGCUCUUACAAUAAGACGCUUAAGAAGACUGGCACCAUUACAUGGCUAACGGGACCGUGGCUCUUUUGCGAAUGCUACUUGUACCGUUACUUGGAUUAUUUGUACAAGUCCGAGUCUGAAUGGGUUUCGUUUGACCCGUUCGAGGGCAAGAAACGGGGUGCAUUUAAAGCUUCGGAAUCUGGCGUUAAAGAGUUGUGCCUCAGGUACAAAGAACUAAGCGGCAGGCUUUUGGACCCCAAGCAGAGAGCUCAGUUCACUACGGAGGCAUUGUACAACUUGUUUGUGGAGUUUAUCGAGGUCUCGCUUUGGGGAAACGCCAUUGAUCUUUCUCUUUUGGCAAAUGCCACAAUGGAGGAACUUCAAUCACACCAGGGCUCAAAGGCUGUGGCCGAGGCCAAUAAACGUGUUCUUUGCAAUGAUAUCAAGGCGGCAUGGGCUGGUCUGACUGAAGAUCCGCCGGAGAAAAGGUCGCUUGACAUUGUUUUGGAUAAUGCAGGCUUUGAAUUCUUCACCGACAUAGUUCUUUCACUCUUUCUCCUUGAUGCCAAAAUAGUCAGCAAGAUCACUUUCCAUUGCAAGACGAGACCCUGGAUGGUGAGCGAUACCAUGAUUAAGGACUACGCUCUCUUCAAGAAGGACAUACUGGGCACAUUUUCCGGUUCACAGCCCGAAAUCGAGUAUUUGAUGAAUCAUCUUGAGGCCUACAAGAAGGCCGGCAAAUUCUGCCUUGCCGAGUCCGAGUUCUGGACUGCUGAUCUUGACUAUUGGCAUCUACCGUCAGAGGAGGAUGUCUGCGGAAGCAGAAAGCUGUACGAACAUCUCUGUAAGUCGUCAUUGGUGAUUUUCAAGGGUGACUUGAACUACAGAAAGUUGACUGCCGACAGGAUGUGGCCUAGAAAUACGCCAUUUAGGGUUGGAAUCGGGUCGUUGGCUCAUUCCGGCAUCAAGAUACUUGCCUUGAGGGUUUGCAAGGCCGAUGUCUGUGUUGGUUUGCCGGAUGGAAAAGACGAGGAGCUAUGCAAAUUGUGGAAAAGUGAGAAUCACCAAUACGGCGAGCUAUGGUGUUCGGCAGGCAGAUGGGCUGUGAUUUCAUACAGCAGUGGUAAAUAG